Molecule: messenger RNA, 2004 nt
Organism: Pochonia chlamydosporia 170
Lineage: Eukaryota; Fungi; Ascomycota; Sordariomycetes; Hypocreales; Clavicipitaceae
Product: C6 finger domain-containing protein
Exons: 1
Coding region: 1-2004 (667 amino acids)
Source: RefSeq, a predicted model, not a curated record
AUGGAGCGGGAACCAUCAAGUCGCCCAAACCCGUCUCGGCCAUCCGGCGAAGUACUUCCAGGUGACGGCAUAGACGUUUCGACGUUGUCAGCAUUCCACCGUGCGCAGAGGACAUAUAACGGGACAGAGAAUAAUAAUGUGACUGGCCCUCUGGACGGUAUUUCUCGCAGUGGCAACGCUACUCCUUCUCAGUAUCUGCCUGCUGGGUUCUCGUGGGCGUAUUCCAGAAGAUUUGAUGCAAACGACAUACUGUCAGACCUAAACACAUCAUGGGCUGGCGAAUUUUCUUGCAUGUUGACAGACAUGGCCAGCCCUAUGAACACGUCGUUGGAAACACAGACGCGGACAGCAGCCCCUUAUUCUGGUAUAUCAGUGAAUGGUCCGCCCAAUGAAGCGACGUCCAAUUUGCAACAAGCAGUGUUACAGAACUCUGCUCACUCAACCACGCAGUUGAACAGCGGCGCUGAGUCUUGGGAACCAAAAUCACCAGCCAAAGGCGGCAUAAGAACCACGAGCCUAUCACCGGGUCAUCCCGAGCUCGAGACCGGGAGAACAUCCUCUGAUGAAUCCACAAAACUAAUUCAUCUCUUCCAAAAGAUUGUUCAACCUCCUGCCGCUAUUCUCAUAGGCGGGAUCGAGCGUUGGCGUCGAUUGCAGCGCUAUCUAUGCAAACUUAGCGACCAGUCGCGCGCCGUGAGCAGCUCUCUACUUUGUGUUGUUGAGCUUCUCAUGAUUGAAGACUUGGCGGCUGAGCCUGGCCAGAGCAGAGACGCCUUGAUAGAAAGAAUCAUGGAGCGACAUGCUGAUGCUUGCCACGAGAUUUCCAGGAAGUUGGCCAAGCACCCCGAUUUGAACCCAAAGACUAGGGAACAUCUCCUCGCUGCAGUGUUUUUGCUCUCGUGGUUUGAAGUCAUUCGUGACCAGGACUCUCAAUCCAGUCUCUUCCCGCGUGAUCUUGCUGAAAUCAUUAUUACCGCUGACACGAAUUGGAACCGACAUUCACAACAACUAUUGUCAUGGUUGAACACGUUGGAUAGCAAAGCCACACAUCUGGGUGGCCAACACCUCCUGCUACCGAGAUCACUUGAGAUUGUCUCUCACUACCAACCACAAAUUACGUCGGAGCAAUGUCACGACGAUUUGCAAUGUAGAGAUCCCAAUGAUUCGGAGCUCUCAUGGGACGACAUGUCGCCUGAGGAUUCCCAUACUUCGCACCACUCACCAGACGAUGUUUCACUACAUGCGCCGAUGUUGAAGCUUGGAAAGGUCAAGCAAAUAAUGCUCAACACCAUGUUACAGCCAGCAUUAGAGUGGUACCUCACCUCACAAGCCUACUGUCGGCGCAUAAGUGCUCAUGAUAAACACCACCGCAAACGAUUGACCAGCGACGACGAGUACGAAGUGAUUACAGCAUGCAAGCAGCUGGAACUGGAGCUUUUCGAGCUUUGGGACUACCGACCUGCGAUCAUUUCAAUUGCGGCGGAGCAACUAAAAGCGAUAGUUUCACCCGACGUUGCAACGAGAUUGGAAGAGGUUUUCAGUGUAUAUCUAGCUAGCUUUUGGAUUCUUUUUGUGUAUCUGCAUCGUGUAAGUUGGUGGAACUUUCCACAUUCCACUCUCACUACCCGCGCACUAGGUGAAGUUUGGCUACAUCUUCAGAGGGCAUAUGGAGAGGAAGUAAACGGACCGCUGCGCCGAAUCAUUCAUCCAAGUCUGUUGUGGCCGUUGUUCUUGUUUGGAUGCGAGUGUCCUGAUCCUGUGCAGAGGUCUUGGGCCAUUGAACAGCUUGAAGCCCUUGGUGAAGCCAAAGCAACGCUUCGAUGUGACGUAGACGAUACGCAAACAUUGCCGCCAUUUAAGCUUGGUUCCGGUGCGACUAGAAACGCCCAGAGAGCUGCCACUUUAUUGAGAGAGCUUAUAAAGGAACAAGACGAGAAGAAUAUGCGGGUUGAUGAUCGAGACUUGUCGAUGAAAAUGUUUGGCUGCUAUUUCUCAAUCGUCUAG